This is a messenger RNA of Sphaeramia orbicularis (orbiculate cardinalfish), 1620 nucleotides long. RefSeq names its product kelch repeat and BTB domain containing 13a (gene kbtbd13a). Gene Ontology annotation, molecular function: protein binding. The transcript has a single exon. Bases 1 to 1494 code for a protein of 497 amino acids. The record is from RefSeq and is a predicted model, not a curated record. NCBI's taxonomy places the organism in Eukaryota, Metazoa, Chordata, Actinopteri, Kurtiformes, Apogonidae.
AUGAGGAUCUUGAGCAGUGAGAUGAUGGAGUCCAGCAGCUGUCCAGAGUUAAGCCAGAAGCCGCCGGACAGCCUGAGUGUGAACGUUCAUGACAAUGUUUUCAGCGUGAAUAAAGCCCUUCUCGCUCAGAACUGUGAGUACUUCAGAGCGUUGUUUCAGUCCGGGAUGAGAGAAUGCCAACAGGAGGAGAUCCAUUUGCAGUGCGUGGGGGUUCUGGGGUUUGUGGUCCUGCUGCGGGUCCUGGAUGGAGACCGACCCAUGCUGAACAGUGACCAGAUUGUGGAAGCCAUAGAGUGUACUGCUUUUCUACAAGUGCCAGCUCUAACAAAGCACUUAAUCAAUAUUGUCAACUCUGAUAACUGCUUACUCAUAUACCACACCGCAUCCACAUACGGCGUGUGGGAUCUCGCCCACAGUUCAGCUCAGUUCAUCCGGGACAUGUACACGGACCUGAAGGAGGACGUCCAUGCUUUACCAACCAAACUGGUGGAUUACAUUGAGAGUCUAAUCCCAACUACCUACAUGGCUGUUUGUAGCCAUUCUCCUUCAUCUGAACUGAUGCAGGAUCUCCAGAGGACAGUCUGCUAUUUGGAUGAAGAACUUAAAGACUGGAAAGUCCUGACCCAGCUACCUGUUAGCACCAGCACCACAAUGGCAGGGCUGGCAGUCCUGGACAACAAACUUUACAUCAUUGGAGGGGUGCACGAUGUGAACAAAAAGGUAGUAGAGACUGGUUUUUGUUACAACCCCUUAACCAACACAUGGACCACGAUCUGCGGCCCACAGCAGCUCCGCUAUAACCUCACCCUCAUAGGUCACGAGGGCUGCCUCUACGCCAUCGGAGGAGAGUACGAUAGGAAGGAGUUGUCGUCUGUGGAAAGGUACAGGGUGUCCAAUGGAUGCUGGAGUUUUGUUUCUCAGUUGCCGUGUCCUGCUGCCUCGGUGGUUUCUACUAAAGCUAUGAACAGGAUCUUCAUCUGUCUCUGGAGAGGUAAGGGAGCCACAGACAUACAUGAGUAUGUGCCCGAUAAGGACCAAUGGCAUCUAGUCACCACGCUAAUCCGAGAACAGAGUUACGGCCUUUGCAUGGUGGGACAUAAGGAUAAUUUGUACGUGAUGCGUAACGGACGAUGUGAGGACUUCUUUCUAUGUGUGAUGGAUUGUUAUAACCUGACGACGAAACAGUGGACGGCCAUGCCCGGACAGUACUCCAACAAUAAAGGGUCUCUGUUCACAGCAACAGUCAGAGGAGACUCAGUGUUCACCCUCAGCCGGAAGGUAACCUCGGAGUACACAAUAGAAGAACACAAAUGGAGGCUGAGACAUGAGAUGAAAGGUUUUGGCAGGAUUGGAUCAAUAUAUACAUUUCUCAUGAGGCUUCCUAAGGCCACCGUGUCCCUCGUGGAAAGAUCUACUGCGGUUCCUCAAGGACGAAACAUCAGAGAACUUGUGAACUGUCGGAGACGCUCUGCGCAGUGUUUUGGUCAUCUGUGAGGACACUGGAGGGUUGACUUGAUGUAGCUAACAUGAAAGAGUUUCACUGCAAAAAUCUAAACCUUACCAAGUGUAUUUUUCUCAUUUCUUGUCAAAAUAUCUCAUCACACUUAAAAUAAGACAUAA